Doryrhamphus excisus (bluestripe pipefish) is the source of this 5359-nucleotide messenger RNA. The record is from RefSeq and is a predicted model, not a curated record. NCBI's taxonomy places the organism in Eukaryota, Metazoa, Chordata, Actinopteri, Syngnathiformes, Syngnathidae.
GAGUGACACAAGCGAGUAGCAGUGAACUUCAUGUUGUUGUUGUUGUUGCCGUCGUUGUCGUUAUUUACUGCUCCAGCAGCUGUUUUGACCUAUUUCCUCCCACACUGAAAUUGUGGCACUGGGGAGCGGAGUUCCCCACACUGGCGACCCGCAUGAGUGAAUCGUUUACGGGGCAACGCUGUUUUUGACAUUUUAAGGCGAGGCUAGCUAGCUGGCUGCUAGCUGAGCAGCGAUGGAGUGGCGGAGCAACAACGACGCACAGCCCGACAGUGAUCCGCUUUGGACGGUGGCAGGCUGUGGCGGCGUGAGCCCCAUUCAGCAGACACCAGCAUCAUCAUGUGACUGCGCCAUGGCGUCCCUCUGCCAGAGCCAGCAGCGCUGUGUGAAGACCUCCAUCGUGUCCAGCUGGAUGCUGGCCGAAGCCCAGGAGCGCCUGUGCUCUUUGAGGGUCCACUGCUCCGAGUCCCUGGAGCAGGAGCGCGCACGCACGCAGGUCUGUCCCACGGAGCUGACGCACACGGAGGAGGAGUGGCGGCGCAAGGAGAGCAUGCUGGGAGGAGGGCAGCAGCCGGGCCGCGGACCCGUGCUCGGGGUCGCCGGGAGUUGGGACGUUUUUGAUAAGAGUAUCAUCAAUGUUCAAAAUCAACCGGCAGAGGUGGAUCAGUGCAAGACCUUUGUGCAAAAGUAUGAACAAGAGCUCAGGCACUUUGGCAUGUUGCGGCGAUGGGAUGACAGUCAGCGAUUCCUGGCCGAGAAGCCUCAGCUCAUCUGUGACGAGACGGCCAACUACCUAUUUUUAUGGUGCAUCCGUCUCCAGCAGGAAGGGAAAGAAGCGCUGAUGGAGCAGGUGGCGCACCAAGCUGUCGCCAUGCAGUUCAUCCUGGAGAUGGCGUCAAACUCUGGGCAGGACCCCAGAGGCUGCUUCAGGCAGUUCUUCCAAAAAGCCAAAGAAGGACAAGAAGUGUACUUGGAAGUCUUCCACAGCGAGCUGGAGGCCUUGAAACGCAGAGUGAGGGAACACGAGGCUCGGUGUAAAAGUGUCGCAUGCAGUAACCCGCAGCAGACCAGUAACGGCACAAACUGCAGGCUGGACCCCAAAGAAGCCCACAGCUCUUCACCCCAACAGGUGUCGGAGUUCCCCAGCAGGCGUCGUAUAGAAGCCGGACGGUGGACGAGCGCGGCGCGGUGGAUGAAGGAUGACGGCCCAGAAAGCGAGGAUAUACGCAUGAUGGAGACCUCUUAGGACACUCGCCUUUCUUCCUCACCAUUUCGGAGCACCGCAGGAAUGAAUGGAAAAGCACUGUUGGCCUUGCUCCGUGUCUCUUAUGCAGGCCUCCGUCAUCGUCAUCAUCAUCCUCAUCAUCAUCAGGCGGCCAUGAUGAUGAUGAUGAAGAGCAGAAGGUGGUGAGUGUGAGCUUCAAUGCUGGCUUGUGUCCUCUUUAACGGCGACGGUGACAAUCCUUGGAAAGCCAUGGCGUCCCGUAAAAGUGCAAAACAUUUUUUUAUUAUUUUAUUUUAUUUUUUCAUUUUAUGUUUACAAUUUAGACAACUAUGGAGCUUGCAUGCGCCAUAAUUCUACAGUUGCAGUUUGUUUACUUAACUGCAGAGACAACCAGGCAUCGGCUUAAUUAAUAAUAAUAAUACAUUUUAUUUGUAUAGCGCUUUUCAGAGUACUCAAAGACGCUUUACAGUGGAGAAAAAAAAAUAAAAAUAAACUUAAGGCUUUAUUUGUACAUUUUCUCAUAAUUAUGCCACAAUUAAUUUAAAUAAUUAGUAUACAAUCAUCCCUUGCUGCUUAGUAAAAAAAUACAUAUUUAAGCAAGUGUUCUAAAUUCAAAAAGCUGUGUUGACAUGUAGUAUUCUACUGUGGUCACUAGGUGUCAGUAAUGUUACAUUGAUGAGACAAUAGCCACCACAGGAAGUAGUAAAAAAAAAACAACAACAAGGAACUAUCUCAAUGCUAACGUGUGUGUUUUUGGCCUGUUGUAUCGUAUCUAUGAUAUUGGGCAAGGGGGGUGGGGUGGGGGGCAUCCAUGGGAACCGCAACGAACAUUCCGAUUCUCCCGGCAUCGACAAAUGCUUUCCUUUCCAUUUCGAGAUUUGAGGCUGACUUCGCCGACCGGACGAAAUAGUCGUGAACAUCAACAAAUGAAGUUGAGAAAGUUUGCUUAACUUGAUAAAAAAAAAAAAAGAGCGGUCGGCUCCGUGCAACAUUUGCAACACGAUGACAACGUGCAAAGGACACACGUUCGUAGUAUGGAAAUGGCGCCUGAAUCAGACGUCCGUCUCUCGCUAACGUAGCCGAGAGUUUCGGGAUGCUAGCUGAUGUGGACGUUGGCUGGACAUAAAGGACGGGGGCUACCAAGGGGGCGACGGCCAGCCAGCUUUAUUUAUUUGCAGUCAUGGGACCUUCUCAACCCACACAGCACCCUUGCAGCCUUCAAAAUAAAAGCACUUUGGGCUAUGUCCUGUUGAAUUGUGUUAACAAAAUAAAAAUAGCUUACACCAACAUUAUUAUAGGAGAAAACAAAGAAUACUACUUUUCAAAAGCAAACAUGUUUUUUAUGAAAGUGUACUCAGGGCCACAUAAAAAAAUGUGAGAUUUAGAGAAUAAAGUUCAAUUCAUGAGAAUUGUCGUAUAUUUAGGAGAAAAAAGUAGUAAACUUCAGAAAAGAUAAUGACGUGAAUGUACGAUUAAAAAAAGUCUUAAUAUUAUGAGAAUAAAGUCGUAAAUGUAUGUAUAAAAAAAGUCGUAAUCUUAUAUGUCAUAUGUGUCAGACAGGAAAUCUAGCAGACUUUUAAAAAUCUGACAUUUGGAGAACAAAGUUGUACAUUUUAGAGGAAAAAAAAUAUUUAUAUUUACAAGGAUUAUAGAAGUUGACAAGAAAAAAAAUACAAUUACGAGAAUAAAGUUGUUAUACAGUAAACCUCGGAUAUAUCGGAUUCAAUUGUUCCCACUGGUUUUGUCCGAUAUAAGCGAAAUCCGUUAUAUGCGUAUACUGGAAAAUGUCCGUUUUACGCAUAUAUCGGAUUUAUAUCCGGUAUAUGCGUAAAUCGGAUUUUAUCCGUUAUAAAAAGGCACUUCCUUGACUAUGUUUCCAAUGAACCUGGACUGGGCAAUGAAAAGAGACGUAAGGUAAUGAGAAUUUAACUUUAUUGGACUCUGAGCAUAACAAAUUGUUAAUUAAGCUAGGCCCUGUUACGCCCGUCAGGCCUACGUUAUUUCCAAUAGUGAGGUUAAGAUCUCAUUCACUGCUGUGCUAGUAUUAUUGACGUCACUCACUUUUAUAUUUGUACUAAAUCUGAAUCAUAAACGUGAAUAUAAAUCGCGCAGGCAACGCUGCAAAUGACGUCGUAUAGCGGCCUGUCACGAUUCGGCGAAUCGGAGCGCCACGAUGCGGCCAUCCGAUAUAUGCGAGGGAAAUUUAAUGGAAAUGCAUUGGAACGGGACUGGAGAUUUUGUCCGAAAUAGGCGAAAUCCGUUAUAAAAAAUCCGAUAUAUGCAAUGAAUUUUUAUUGGAAAUGCAUUACAGAAAAAUCGGUUCUUUUUUAUCUGUCCGUUGUGAGCGAAUUUCCGAUAUAUCCGAGUCCGAUAUAUCCGAGGUUUACUGUAUUACAUGUCAUAUGUGUCGGGGAAAUCGAGCACAUUUUUUUAAAAAUCUGAUAUUUCAAGAACAAAGAACAAAUAUUUACGAGAAUAGUGUUGUAAGUGUACGAGAAAAAAGUAAUCAAAUUAAGAAAAUAAAGUUGUUAUAUUACGUGUCAUACGUGUCAGGGGAAAAUCGAACACACAAAAAAAAAAUCGGACAUUUUGAAAGUCGUUUUUUCCAGAGGGAAAAAAGUCGUAUAUUUACAAAAAUAGUGUUGUCAGGCAACGCUUGUUACAUAAAGUUACUGGUCUUUUCUCGUAUAUUUCUGACAUUGUUCUCUAAAUCUCCGAUUAUUUUAAUAUUCCGUCCUAACAGGCAUUGCCCGAGACAGCCAUGGAAAGGGGUGACUUGGGCAAAGGUAGUAUUACCACUUUUUUUCUUGUAAAUUUACAACUUUGUUGCUACUUUUUUUAUUCUUGUAAAAUAUGACUUUAUCCCCGUAAAUUUACAACUUUAUUCUUGUAAAUUUAGAACUCUAUUCCCAAAAUCCCAGAUUAUAAGAAUUUUUCUCAAACCUAAUACCUUGUCGUAAAAAAGCCAUAUUAACAAAAAAUGUUUCACAUAUCAUAAAAAAAAAUCGAUUGCAUCCAAAAAGUAUUGUGGUUAGCGCCGUCAUUUAAACCAUGCAAACUAAAACUCUCUCGCAACUCUAAUCGAAAUGAGGAAUCAGAAUCUAAUUAAAACGAUGCCCAAACCUACUAUAGGGGUGUUAUUUCAUGUCUUGAGGGCUUUAAUAAUAAGAAUAAGAAUAUGUUGAAUGUUGUAAGCAGGUUUUCUAUGCUCUAAAAUCUUCCAUGUGGGAAGAUUCCUCCUACUUGGAGGAAUUUGACAUCACGGUUGGGUCUGGAACCAACGAACCACAGUAAAGAAAGAUGUAUAUUUUAGUGUAUAUUACUACUGUAUGAUGAUAAAUAUGUAAUACUAUCACCACCUCCACCAAUAGUUGAACGGUAGCAUACUCUUAUUUGUUUGUUUUUGUAAGAAUCCAAUGCGUCAUCAGCUUUACAGAUGCCACGUCUGCUGUGCAGGUGGUGUGGCAAGUAUCUCCACCUCCAGAUAUACGACGCCAUCUUACGGCAGAGAAACCAAGGUGGUGUGUUUGGGGACCGCAUGCAGUAAGUUGCAUUUAAAGAGGACACAAGUUGGCUUAUGCUAAUGCUCCGCUCGGCGUCCCAUUACAAGUCAUUUAUGUUUUUUUUUUUUUUUUUUACAGCAUUAAAUGCACCAAUUGCCGUGCGUUUUGUGUCCAAAGCUAAAGUAGCUGAGCUAAUGAAUGUAGAAGCUAACACUACGUUUGUAUCGUCAGGUUAGCUCAUCCCACCAAAUAAUGGUCGUCCUUGUUGCAUUCACUCAUCUCAUUUUUUUUUUUGUAGCGGUUUUAUGUCAGGUCAAUUUAUAUUUUUCCCAAAGUUGAGCUUUGACGUUGGCUUUGUGCGGAGACGUAAAGGAGAAUGUGUCGUGCACUUUAUAUUCCAAGCACUUGAUAACGCUUCACACUGUAUCCUUCUCUGGAAAGGAGCUUUGUCACUAGCUUGACACUUUCUUUCUUCUUUUGCUUUUAUUUUCACAUUGACUGACGUUAAAAAAAAAUGUUUGUUUUUUUUGGGCAGUGUGCCAGAUUGCUCAGGCUUGCAGCUGUCUCUCACCGAGAUAAAAUAAAUGAAUUAGACAAGAAUAAAUAUCAGUUUGCUGCUGAGUGGCAUGACCAA